CCCGGGGGGGGACGUGAAUUGCCAAGGUCACACAACAAGUUACUGGCUGCACCAGGGCUGGAGACCAGCCCAAUCCUAAUCCCAGGCUGCCAUGCUUGGCUGCAGGGCAGUUAACAGUAGUCGGUUGGGCACACAUCUAGGCAUUCAGCCCAGAGUGCUUGGAGAGACUGAGACAAAGUCGGAGAUAGGGAGACAUAGAGACAGAAUGAAAUGGACAGAGAAGAGAGUUGCAGAAGGAGAGCAACAUGGAACAGAGACAGAAAGAGAUGUUCGUGGGCCUGAGUCAUUACGUUCAAAAUAGAGAUUCGAACACCAGCAGGGUGGGGCAGGACCUCAGCGACCAGCUAGGUCAGUCUCCUUUAUUUUUACAACAGUCAAAGUGCAGCUGAGUAGUUGACCUGUGUAAACCUUUUCAAGAACAGUUUGAUGCUGAGUGGUAAAAAGGAAAUGCUUGUGGUGCUAAAAAGUGGCAAAACUUCCAUCUUUAAGAGUUUUUGAACGGGAUUUGAAAAAUGAGCUGUAGGAAUGUGACCCAGUGCAGGGGCAUUUGGGACAAUAUGCCAAUGACAUUUCUGCAACUGUCUGGGAUUUAGGACCAAGCACCCCAUGCCCUCUGUGUUCUUUCUGAUGUCUUAGACUCUGUGUUUUGAGAACAGAGGGAAAUGUUCCAGAGAAGGAACAGAGCCUAACCCUUUCCUCCCUUACUCCUUUCAUCUUGGUACCAGCAGAUCUUCUCUGCUUUCAAAGCUCAGCUCACCUCUUCCAGGAAGCUUUCCCUGAUUUCUCACUUAUAUCCCUCUGCCAACCGGUACCCAUCACUUCUUGUUGUAAAUCCCUCUAGACAUCCCCUAGCCCUGUGUUAGCCACUUCUCUUUUUGUACUUUGUAUAAUAGUUAUCUCUGAAAACGUCAAUAAAAGAGCCCCUAUUCUAUCCCAGGAACUCUGAAAUCCUUUGUUCUAAUCCUCACAACAAACUAACAAAGUGGGUUUUGCUUUACCCAUUUUAAAGAUAAGAAAAUUGAGACUCAGAGUGAAUAACUUCCUCAAGCUAGUAAAUGGCAGCCUGGGUAACUCCAGCCUGGGUUUGCCUGACUCCAGUGCCUGUAUUCUUUCCAUAAAACUGAAUGGCAUAUGCCAAGGGCAGGAACUGUGUCUAGUCAUUGGGUCUUGCAUACAUUUGGCAUUCAGUUUGUGUUUCUGAAUGAAUGAAACAGUAAGUGAAUGAAUGAAUCCAAAGAAUAUCCUUUCUUUUGAAGCCUAUAGCUCAGGGGUCAGUCAACUACAGCCUGGGGGGCCAAAUCCAGUCUGCUUCCUGUUUUUGUAAAUAAAGUUUUAUUAGAAUGCAACCAUGUUCAUUCCUUUAUUGUCUGUGGCUACUUUCAUGUGUAACAGUAGAGUGAUGUUGUGAGAGACACCAUGUAGCCCACAGAGCCUAAAAUAUUUACUGUCUGGCCCGUUCCAGAAAAAGUUUUCUGACUCCUGCAAUGACUUAUGAUUUUUACUAAGCUGGUUAAAACAAUGGUGCUUAUUGAGAAGUACUAAUAACCUUGUCUUUUAUGAUCUAGAAUUGUGUGUGUGUGUGUGUGUGUGCAUGCGCGCGCGCAUGCUUGUUAUCAGAUAGAUUCCACAUGUAUCUGGUAUAUGCCACUUUAUUAUUUUACAGGCAGGCUUCAUCUAAAAAGGUUUGCCCCACCAGGCCCUUGGGAAUAUCUGUAUCUAGAUAUAUCUAUAUCUAUAUAUACCUUUUUAAAAUUUUUAUAAUUUUAAAAAUUAAGUUUAGCUUUGUUGGCAGCACCUUGGCACAGACAUGGUCAGAGCCAAGACCCUGGUGACAAAGGUCUUCCCUGAAGUAAAGGAGGGCCUAUUCCCCCAGGACAGUCAUGGUGGGUGUGGACUUUGAGGCUCGCCAGAACAGUAUUGACAGGGGCAGUUUCUGAGCUGAACGAGAAGCAGCCUUUUAGACGGAUUACACUCCCAUUUCCUCUUGGCUGGCAGGGGCGAUCCGAUCACGGGCUCCCAGCCUUGCCUCCUUCCCUGGGACAGGGGCCCUCUUCUUCCCCCAGGCCGCCCCCCAGGGUAGCCUCUGGUGAGGCCAGAGCACUGCCUACCUGUUCCUGCUCCCCGGAGCUCAGGACUGGCCCCUGGACCCCUGGCAUCUGGGGCAGAAGCAACACCAAAGCAGGGAUUGGCUGCCUCCCACCCCAAAUGCCCAGCUGGGAGUGCUCAGAGGCGUGACAGAUCUCAGCCUGUCGCCAGCCUGUGUUCCCUGGCCAGUCCCUCCUUGGGCCUUGCCCACGAUGACGGUUCCAUCACUCAGCUUCACUCACCUGCUCACCAUUUCAGGACUGCUCUGUUACUCAGCUUGCUGCUCGGCUCUUCCCGGCCUGGAUCAGAAGAAGCGUGGCAGCCACAGAGCAUGCUGCCUCCUGACGCCCCCUCCACCCCCGCUGUUCCCACCACCAUUCUUCAGAGGAGGCCGAAGCCUGCUUCUCUCCCCAGACAUGAAGAAUUUCAUCCUGGAACUGGAGACCACACAGUCCUCAUGUGUGCAAGGAUCACUCGGCUCCCCUGGGCCCCCUGGCCCCCAGGGUCCACCGGGACUUCCUGGCAAGAUAGGACCAAAGGGAGAAAAGGGGGAGCUUGGCCUACCAGGAAGAAAGGGUAGACCUGGCCCCCCGGGUGUUCCUGGCAUGCCUGGGCCAGUCGGCCCUGAAGGACCCAGGGGUGAAAAAGGUGACCUGGGUGUGAUGGGCUUGCCAGGGUCAAGAGGACCAAUGGGCUUCAAGGGCUACCCUGGAUCCAGAGGGGAAAAGGGAUCCAGAGGUGAAAGGGGUGACUUGGGUCCCAAAGGAGAAAAGGGUUUCCCGGGAUUUCCUGGAAUGUUGGGGCAGAAAGGUGAAAUGGGUCCAAAGGGUGAGCCUGGGAUAGCAGGACACAGGGGACCCAGAGGAAGACCAGGAAAACGAGGCAAGCAGGGGCAGAAGGGAGAUAGUGGAGUAAUGGGCCCACCAGGCAAGCCUGGGCCUUCUGGUCAACCUGGCCGUCCAGGUCCCCCAGGCCCCCCGGGCCCCCCAUCCGCAGGACAACUUGUGAUGGGACCCAAAGGGGACAGAGGAUUUCCCGGGCCUCCAGGAAGUUGUCUUUGUGGAACCCCUACGAAUGUGAAUAACCCCUCCUACAGGGAAUCCAUGUAUGGGUCCAGCUCCCCUCAUGUUCCUGUGAUUUUUGUGGUCAACAACCAGGAGGAGCUCGACAGGCUGAACACCCAAAACGCCAUUGCCUUCCGCAAAGAUCAGAGAUCUCUGUACUUCAAGGACAGCCUUGGCUGGCUCCCCAUCCAGGUGACCCCUUUCCACCCUGUGGACUACACUGUGGACCACCGUGGCUCCUGCGGGGAUGGAGUCCUGCAGCCCGGGGAGGAGUGUGAUGACGGAAAUGACGACGUGGGUGACAGCUGCAUCAGCUGUCACCGGGCCUACUGUGGAGAUGGUCACCAGCACAAGGGAGUGGAGGACUGCGACGGCUCUGACUUUGGCCACCUGACCUGCGAGACCUAUCUCCCUGGGUCAUAUGGGGACCUGCAGUGCACCCCCUACUGCUACAUCGACUCCACGUCCUGCCGCUACUUCACGUGAAGGGCCUUUGCGGAGAAGGCAGGCUGCAUCCCACAGGAUCGGCAGCAGCUUUUCCACCCUCAUCAAAUUGACUUCACACCCCCCGGUCCGGUUUCCGUCACCUUUGUGUGACAAAAAUAAGGACGAGCUCUUGCUGCUAAGACAUGCUUUUAACUCGGUCCAACCGGAAGAACUUAGGACCACUGCACCCUGUCUUCAUCUGAGGUACCGGAGAACCUUCCACAUGCCCCCGCUGGGAACCGUUUUCCCAUUGCUACCAUCCAGCCAAAUCGCCGACCUACAGUGCCCUUUUUCUUCGGAAUGUUACCAACCCAGACCGUGGACUUGGCUCACAACUGUUACCUACGCCUAGACCUGCAGGGCUUUUUGAAUUUGUCGUCAUCCCAUCUGGGUCAUGUGGUGGACAGGCCUCCCCACUCCUCUGACCUCUCCAGAAAUGUGGGCAUUCUCACCCGGGGCAGCCGGCCGUCAGGUCUCUCCAGGCCUGUGAACCACAAAGCAGGGAAAUGAACCCGCCUUCUUGGAGUGGCUCCCAGCUCUGCACCCGCUGAGGAACCCCUCAACUGGCCACAGCCCAGCACAGCCUCAUGUGGAUGCAGCUCCCCCAAGAAGGGACCCAACUGUGAAAAAGCCCUGAGAAAGCCACCAAACCGGUGCUCUGCCCCUGGGAAAGGGCGGAGGCCCAGCUGGGUGCUCAGCUUGUGAACAGCAGAACAGUGGCCUUCCUGCUUCUCAGUGUUUCCCAAGAGGGUAGCUUCUAUAGUUUCACCAUCCCCAGCACCACCUUGACCUCGUGGCUCUCAGUACUUGGACCUCUGUCUUGUGAAUGCCCCUUAUGUCCAUCUCUUGUUCAGGAGAUUCACCACCAGAGGCUGUGGCUUCCUGAGCCUACACUUGGGCAGGCUUCUGGUGUUUCCGGUCCUUAGGAGAAUGCCACCCCGGGUCUCCCCAUGUGAGGCCCUACGACUGAAUACCUGUUCUAGGCAGAGACCAUUUCUGUCCUGAGCUCCAGCUCCUGGCUGCCUGCUGACUCCUGUGCACACCCUGUGACCUUCCCAUUGUGUCUCUGGAGUGCAGAGCCUUGCCCUCGUGUGCCUGAGCCCCUCGUGUUUCUGCAGGGUCGUUAGUCUGGCAUGACUGUGAGCUGCCUGGUACCACCAUCUUUCCUGAGUGGGGCUGAGCUUUGUUUUGGAAAGAUGUCUCCCCAGUGGCAGACCUCAAAUGGGAUUUCCUUGUUUGUUACCAGAUGGAGGGAGGCUGUUGAGCUUUUGUACAGAGCACUUUAACGUGCCUGAGUCUUGGGGACUCAGCAGACAAGAGCUUCUGGCCCAGCGGGCCAUCACUAGUGGUCUGUAGCAGAUGGGAUCAACCUGAAGGUGAGGUCUUCAGAGAUGGGCUUCAGACAAGAGCUUCCGGCUCAGCGGGCUGUCACUAGCGGGUCUGUAGCAGAUGGGAUCAGCCCAAGGGUGAGGUCUUCGGAGAUGGGCACAUUGGCCAGCUGGGUUCCCCCAGGCUCUACUGCACACCUUGGGGGUGAUGUUGCUCCCAUGAAAGCUGCACCUUCAUGCUGGGAUCUCCGGAUAUCAAGAAAUAUAAGCGGUUUGUUUCCCCA
Molecule: messenger RNA, 5247 nt
Organism: Acinonyx jubatus (cheetah)
Lineage: Eukaryota; Metazoa; Chordata; Mammalia; Carnivora; Felidae
Gene: COLQ
Product: collagen like tail subunit of asymmetric acetylcholinesterase
Exons: 17
Coding region: 2298-3635 (445 amino acids)
Molecular function (GO): heparin binding
Source: RefSeq, a predicted model, not a curated record